This is a messenger RNA of Carassius gibelio (silver crucian carp), 5429 nucleotides long. It is a transcript of the gene grna, whose product is annotated as granulin a. The transcript is spliced from 35 exons. Gene Ontology annotation, cellular component: extracellular region. The record is from RefSeq and is a predicted model, not a curated record. Lineage: Eukaryota; Metazoa; Chordata; Actinopteri; Cypriniformes; Cyprinidae. Bases 161 to 4732 code for a protein of 1523 amino acids.
UGACAGAGCUCUGCAUUUAAGGGGCAAACAUUAAUUAAUUCAAGCACAGUGUGGAAUCGUUGCGAGGGGACAAGAUCGGUAACUUGGAGUCCACGGAUCCACGGACUGGUCAUUCACCUUCAGCCGUUUACAAAUCCACCUGUUCAUUCAACAAUCAAUAAUGUUGAAAGUGACAUUAGGCCUCGCUCUGGUGACUCUGGUUGCGUGCUCGCAGUGCCCCAACAAUGAAGUGUGUGAGGCAGGCCAGACAUGCUGCCAGGAUCCCACCGGAGAGUUCAGCUGCUGCCCUUUCCAUCAUGGAGAGUGUUGUGAGGAUCACCUGCACUGCUGUCCUGAAGACAUGUUGUGCAGUGUUAUGGACUCCAUGUGUAUAAACGCUACACAUACACUGCUGUUUGUGGAGAGGACACCGGCUAAACGGACAGACCUUCCCAAAUCAUUCAGAAUGAUUCCCUCAUUACCUGCAAGUGAAGACGACAUCACCUGUCCCGAUGGCUCCUUCUGUCCUGCUGAGUUCUCCUGUCUGCUGAUGGCUUCUUCAUAUGGGUGCUGUCCUGUAGCACAGGGCCUUGUGUGCUCAGACGGGAAACACUGCUGCGCAAAAGACCAUGAAUGCAGUGCAGACAGCAAUUCCUGUGUCAAACUAAAAGAACCAGCCGAAGCUGUUCUUUGUGGAAAUGGGACCUCAGAGUGUCCCGUGGACACCACAUGUUGUGGGACAGAAGAUGGUCAGUGGGCAUGCUGUCCCAUACCAAAGGCUGUAUGCUGUGACGAUAAAAUCCACUGUUGUCCAGAGGACAGUGUCUGUGAUGUUGAAGGCUCCAAAUGCAUGUCCUCCACCAAUCAGGAGCUGCCUAUGUGGGCCAAAUUCCCUGCUCGUCUUAGAGCUGAAUGGGAAGAUCACAAAUUUGUAGAAAGUAGGGCUAAAGCUGAACUCACUACAACCAGACAAAUCACUACUGCUGGCAAGCAAAUGACUACAUUGCCUGGUGCACUACCAAAGACCUCAGAUGUUCCCUGCAAUGACACUGCGGCCUGUCCUGAUGAAAGCACAUGCUGCAAGACUAAAGAAGGAGGUUGGGACUGCUGUCCACUGCCUGAGGCUGUGUGUUGUGACGACUUCAUCCACUGCUGUCCUCAUGGUACGACAUGUAACGUUGCUGCUGGGUCUUGUGAUGAACCUUCAGGAUCUCAGCCUUGGUUUGAGAAGCUGCCUGUCAAACUAAUCAGGAGUCAGAAUGUGGCUGUUACAAAAGAUGUUCCCUGCGAUGACACUGUGGCCUGUCCUGAUGGAAGCACAUGCUGCAAGACUCAAGAAGGAGGAUGGGCCUGCUGUCCUCUGCCUGAGGCUGUGUGUUGUGACGACUUCAUCCACUGCUGUCCUCAUGGUAAGACAUGUAACACAGCUGCUGGGAAGUGUGAGGACUCUUCAGGAUCUCAGCCUUGGUUUGAGAAGCUGCCUGUCAAACUGAUCAGGAGUCAGAAUGUGGCUGUUACACAAGUGCAUUCAGAUGUUCCCUGCAAUGACACUGCGGCCUGUCCUGAUGGAAGCACAUGCUGCAAGACUAAAGAAGGAGGUUGGGACUGCUGUCCACUGCCUGAGGCUGUGUGUUGUGACGACUUCAUCCACUGCUGUCCUCAUGGUACGACAUGUAACGUUGCUGCUGGGUCUUGUGAUGAACCUUCAGGAUCUCAGCCUUGGUUUGAGAAGCUGCCUGUCAAACUGAUCAGGAGUCAGAAUGUGGCUGUUACAAAAGAUGUUCCCUGCGAUGACACUGUGGCCUGUCCUGAUGGAAGCACAUGCUGCAAGACUCAAGAAGGAGGAUGGGCCUGCUGUCCUCUGCCUGAGGCUGUGUGUUGUGACGACUUCAUCCACUGCUGUCCUCAUGGUAAGACAUGUAACACAGCUGCUGGGAAGUGUGAGGACUCUUCAGGAUCUCAGCCUUGGUUUGAGAAGCUGCCUGUCAAACUGAUCAGGAGUCAGAACGUGGCUGUUACACAAGAUGUUCCCUGCAAUGACACUGCGGCCUGUCCUGAUGGAAGCACAUGCUGCAAGACUAAAGAAGGAGGUUGGGACUGCUGUCCACUGCCUGAGGCUGUGUGUUGUGACGACUUCAUCCACUGCUGUCCUCAUGGUACGACAUGUAACGUUGCUGCUGGGUCUUGUGAUGAACCUUCAGGAUCUCAGCCUUGGUUUGAGAAGCUGCCUGUCAAACUGAUCAGGAGUCAGAAUGUGGCUGUUACAAAAGAUGUUCCCUGCGAUGACACUGUGGCCUGUCCUGAUGGAAGCACAUGCUGCAAGACUCAAGAAGGAGGAUGGGCCUGCUGUCCUCUGCCUGAGGCUGUGUGUUGUGACGACUUCAUCCACUGCUGUCCUCAUGGUAAGACAUGUAACACAGCUGCUGGGAAGUGUGAGGACUCUUCAGGAUCUCAGCCUUGGUUUGAGAAGCUGCCUGUCAAACUGAUCAGGAGUCAGAACGUGGCUGUUACACAAGAUGUUCCCUGCAAUGACACUGCGGCCUGUCCUGAUGGAAGCACAUGCUGCAAGACUAAAGAAGGAGGUUGGGACUGCUGUCCACUGCCUGAGGCUGUGUGUUGUGACGACUUCAUCCACUGCUGUCCUCAUGGUACGACAUGUAACGUUGCUGCUGGGUCUUGUGAUGAACCUUCAGGAUCUCAGCCUUGGUUUGAGAAGCUGCCUGUCAAACUGAUCAGGAGUCAGAAUGUGGCUGUUACAAAAGAUGUUCCCUGCGAUGACACUGUGGCCUGUCCUGAUGGAAGCACAUGCUGCAAGACUAAAGAAGGAGGAUGGGCCUGCUGUCCUCUGCCUGAGGCUGUGUGUUGUGACGACUUCAUCCACUGCUGUCCUCAUGGUAAGAAAUGUAAUACAGCUGCUGGGAAGUGUGAGGACUCUUCAGGAUCUCAGCCUUGGUUUGAGAAGCUGCCUGUCAAACUGAUCAGGAGUCAGAAUGUGGCUGUUACACAAGAUGUUACCUGUGAUAGCACCAAAUCUUGUCCAGAUGGAAGCACAUGCUGUAAGAAUAAAGAAGGAGGAUGGGGCUGCUGUCCUCUUCCCGAGGCUGUGUGUUGUGAUGACUUCAUCCACUGCUGUCCUCAUGGUACGACAUGUAACGUUGCUGCUGGGUCUUGUGAUGAACCUUCAGGAUCUCAGCCUUGGUUUGAGAAGCUGCCUGUCAAACUGAUCAGGAGUCAGAAUGUGGCUGUUACACAAGAUGUUCCCUGCAAUGACACUGCGGCCUGUCCUGAUGGAAGCACAUGCUGCAAGACUCAAGAAGGAGGAUGGGCCUGCUGUCCUCUGCCUGAGGCUGUGUGUUGUGACGACUUCAUCCACUGCUGUCCUCAUGGUAAGAAAUGUAAUACAGCUGCUGGGAAGUGUGAGGACUCUUCAGGAUCUCAGCCUUGGUUUGAGAAGCUGCCUGUCAAACUGAUCAGGAGUCAGAAUGUGGCUGUUACACAAGAUGUUACCUGUGAUAGCACCAAAUCUUGUCCAGAUGGAAGCACAUGCUGUAAAAAUAAAGAAGGAGGAUGGGGCUGCUGUCCUCUUCCUGAGGCCGUGUGUUGUGAUGACUUCAUCCACUGCUGUCCACAUGAUACGACAUGUAACGUUGCUGCUGGAUCUUGUGAUGAACCUUCAGGAUCUCAGCCUUGGUUUGAGAAACUGCCUGCUCUACCUAGAGCAGGUCAAAGGUCACCUGGGAAUGUGAACUGCGACUCUAAUCACAUCUGUCCUGAUUCCAGCACUUGCUGUAAGAACACUGAUGGAGACUGGGGCUGCUGUCCUUUGCCUGAGGCUGUGUGUUGUAAGGAUCAUAUCCACUGCUGCCCACACGGCACCACUUGUGACUUUGUAACACUCACCUGCACUAGCAACACCACAUCUGUACCUAUGACUGACAUUAAUCAACCCUCAACUAAGGAGGAACAGAAACAGCACAGGGAAGUGAAAGACAAAGUGGGGAAAUACAAUAGCAGGGUCCCGUGUGAUUUACAAACUUCCUGUCCAGAUUACACUACUUGCUGUCUUAUUGCAAAAACCAACAAAUGGGGCUGUUGCCCUCUGCCUAAUGCUGUAUGUUGCACAGAUGGGGAACACUGUUGUCCGGCUAACUAUAAGUGUGAUGUGACCAGGGUGUCUUGCAUCAGGGGAGAUGUGGUGAUCCCCUGGUACAAUAAAAUGUCUGCUCAAAGCACACCGGCACCAAGCUUGGAUCUCGGCGCUGUUGAGUGCGAUGAGCAGAUGAGUUGCUCUGCAGACUCGACCUGCUGCCAUCUGUCCACGGGAGAAUGGGGCUGCUGCCCUCUUCCUGAGGCUGUUUGCUGCCCAGACCAGGAGCACUGCUGUCCCAAAGGCUACAGGUGUGACCUGCGUAGACGCUCCUGCAUAAAAACCAGCUGGCUGCAUGUGGAAAAAGUCCCACUUGCCCACAUUGAUGACCAAAAGCCACAGUCGAGCGUCACAGAAAAUGACAUUCAGUGUGGAGGUGGACAUAAUUGCAAAGACAGUGAGACAUGUUGUCCAACCUCCAAGACCACCUGGGGCUGUUGCCCAUCCCCAAAGGCCGUGUGCUGUGACGAUAUGAAACACUGCUGCCCUGCUGGAUACAAAUGUGGCGCGGGUGGAACUUGUACUUCAGCUGUAGGCUUUGACUGGAACAACUGGGACAACUGGAGGGUGUUCUUCUCCAAAAAUAAUCGAGCUAUUACUCUAUAAAAAAAGAUUUAUAAAAAUAUAAAAUAAAAAUUUUACAUUUAUCAAAGUACUAAUUAAAGCUAAUCAGAAAGUUUAAUGCAAAGGCUGAUUUUUUGCAGUUUCAUUAGAGCUGACUAUGAUGGCUAAUAUGUUUCCAUUGUCUAUCAGUAAAACUACAUUUUAUCCACUAAGCCAUUUGUACAUUUUAAGAAGGUGUCAUUAUUGUAAAGUGUACAUUGUUCAUAGCUGUGCAUAGUUUCCUGCUCAGUUUUAUCUGAAGAAUUAUUUGACUAUGGAAGGAUGGAAAGAUGUAACACAUACUGAAGCAUAGAUGACCUCUAGUGGCUGGAUUUAAUUCAUUUUAACUUGGCAUGUACAAAUUAAUACCACAGGCCUCAAAGAUUUAUAGGUUACAUUUGUUCAGACUUGACAUCGUGCAGUCUUAUGAUUAUGACACAUUUGCCCAGGAUAAGGAAACAUAUUAAAUGAAUCUCUUCAGAUAGCAAACAUCACCUUUUCUGUGUAACUUCCUUAUUUCAGGAUCUUGAUUUUUUUUUUUUUACCAUGAUUUGUAUAAUUGUCUUUUUUUAUUGAUUUAAAUGCUGGUUAUAUUGAUUGAGAAUUGUGACAGAUUACAAAAAGUUUUCUGAAGUAAAAAUGUGGCCAAUCUGAAAUCUUGUCAGCUCUAAAAGAGAAAUAAAAGAGAGAUAAAAGGAAA